UCGCGGAAGUUGUCAAAACAUUGAUUAGCAGAAAGGGAUGGUGGAUUUGUCUUCAGAUAUCGACUGGAAAAUAAUAUUUACAGUCAUCUUUAUUAUCGCUCUUUAGUCCAGGACGUUUAACAUGGAAGAUGAAUGGGAAGAGGAGGAGCAGCUGGUUGUGGUGGAGCUCUCUGGUAUAAUCAGCAACGACUUUCUGUCCAAGUGUCGGGGCACAUGUAAAAUACUUGAUAUUGACAGCGAGAAGCCCAUGAUGCAGGUUGGCCAGUAUGUGUUUGCAGGGGAAUAUGAAGAUGCAUUGGGAACUUGUGUGCUGUUUGAGGAGGGACCAGAGAAACGAAAGGCAGACAGUGCUCCGGAGCUCAAGUACAUGUGUCACACCGUGAAGAAACUGAUGAUGCAACGAAUCUUCCUCACUGACAAGAAAGAGGGUGAAACCAGCACAGGAAGUGGGGAUAGUGGUGAGCAGAAGGAAACAACCUGUCUGUCCAAUCAAGAAGAAAAUGCCAUCCAACAGGGAGAGACAGAUCAACAUAAGGACAACACAGAUUUGAAAGGCUCAGCAGUGGGCUGAGAACUCCCUAAACAAGAGUAGAAACACUAGCAUGUGUGAAGCUGUGAAGGUACUCUGUGUCUGAAACAGACAAUUCAAAGACUGUUGGAUUUGUAUAGUACAGCAAUGAGUAGAGGUGUCAGUGAUACUGUUGGUCUUGCGCAAUGUGUCACAGUCCUUUUCGAGAAACCGAGCUAAUGCCUCUACUUCACUAAACCUCAAAAUCAGUUAAUUUAAUAUUAAAUGAACAACAUGAAUGCUAAAUGACACCAAAAGGGAAAAGAGACUUUUACAAAUCCUCAUGUAACUCCAUUCCUUUAGGAUAUAUACAUAUAGGAGGUGUCUUUAGAAGAGCAGUUACAGGAAUGUGGUGGGGGCAGGAAGUGUAGCUGCAGGAAGUCCUGUGAUUAUGCUUCCCCAAUAUCAGUUUUUGUUUCCACUGAUUAAUAUAAAUAUUUAACAGCAGAGGGAGAAAAAUCUGCUUGAGCUGCAAGGUUAUAGUCGAGAUGGGCUCAUUGGAUAAUGAGCCACGUAUACGUUUAAAGAAGUGGGAAGAAUACUUGACUUAAAAGUAUGCAGUCCAUAUGUAUCUGAUUUGUGAUAAAUUGGUUUCAUCAGCACUUCUUUGACUAUUGAUUUGCAAUGUUAAAGGUGAAAGAAGUACAGACUUUUUAUUUGUUAAUUAAACUAAUUGGGCUCAGUGAACACAUCUUCAUUAAAACAAUCUUUGUUGCCAGAGUGUGGGGCUGUGUCCUUUCUUGUUCUGUUUUUACAGAAU
Chelmon rostratus (copperband butterflyfish) is the source of this 1328-nucleotide messenger RNA. RefSeq names its product general transcription factor IIIC, polypeptide 6, alpha (gene gtf3c6). NCBI's taxonomy places the organism in Eukaryota, Metazoa, Chordata, Actinopteri, Chaetodontiformes, Chaetodontidae. Gene Ontology annotation, cellular component: transcription factor TFIIIC complex. The transcript is spliced from 6 exons. Gene Ontology annotation, biological process: transcription by RNA polymerase III. The record is from RefSeq and is a predicted model, not a curated record. Bases 122 to 571 code for a protein of 149 amino acids.